Messenger RNA from Boleophthalmus pectinirostris (great blue-spotted mudskipper), 2136 nucleotides. Its product is annotated as charged multivesicular body protein 4b-like. The coding region runs from base 34 to 501 and encodes 155 amino acids. The record is from RefSeq and is a predicted model, not a curated record. Gene Ontology annotation, cellular component: multivesicular body; cytoplasmic side of plasma membrane; ESCRT III complex. Gene Ontology annotation, biological process: late endosome to vacuole transport via multivesicular body sorting pathway; vesicle budding from membrane. The transcript has 4 exons. NCBI's taxonomy places the organism in Eukaryota, Metazoa, Chordata, Actinopteri, Gobiiformes, Gobiidae.
UAACCUUGUGACUUUGCGCCUGCAGCGGCUCUCAUGGCCUUGAAGAGGAAAAAACGCCUAGAGAAACAGCUGGAGCAGAUCGACGGGACGCUCUCUACCAUCGAGUUCCAGAGGGAGGCGCUAGAGAACGCCAACACCAACACAGAGGUGCUCAAGAACAUGGGCUUUGCUGCCAAGGCCCUCAAACAGGCCCACAACAGCAUGAACGUAGACGAUGUUCACGAUUUAAUGGACGACAUCGCAGAACAACAGGAGCUGGCCAACGAGAUCUCCACGGCCAUCUCCUCCUCCACAGGAUUCGGCAUGGACAUGGACGAGGAUGAGUUAUUGGCUGAACUGGAGGAGCUGGAGCAGGAAGAACUGGACGAGAAAAUGCUCAGCGUGGAGGGAACCGGAAAAAUGGACCCCCUCCCCAGUGUGCCCACCACCUCACUGCCUUCAGCCAAGAAGAAGGAGGAAGAGGACGACGAGAUGGCGGAGCUGGCUGCCUGGGCGAACUAAACCGCACCACCUCCUCCGGCCUUCUCCACCUUCCAAAAAAAAUAAAAACGACAACAACAAAAGUCUCUGGAAGUGGAUUCCGCUGCUCAAGAACCACACAGAGGAACCACAAACAGAGGAACCGACACCAGACUGGACGAAGUAUGCACCUAACGUCCGAUCGAUCUCAAAGACUCAUCCCCGCAUCUCCUUCGACCCGGUCUCACUGCUGCUCACACUCGAAACUCAAAAAAAGGAAUAAAAGCUACACCUCACCUCGACUUAUGUGCAUAUUUCGGACAGUUCGGUUUUGAGAAAAGCUAACCGAGCGAAAUGUACGGAUUGGAAAAAAAAACUACAGAUUGCGGCAGUCAUUUUCUGCUUCCCGCGUGUGUCUUCUACGAAAAAAAAAAAACGUGACGUGGUUUUUGAAAGAUCUUGUGUAACAGCGAAACUUUAUAAAUAAUAAACAGCUUCUCUGAUGCGUCGCAAUGUAUUUGGUAACAAAAGAGGUCACGUUAAAGGCGCACUACGGAGCUUUUCCAGCGCAGUCGGCGUCGCUUUUGUCGUAACGAUCUUGCCUUUUUAUUCAGAAUACCUUGAAAAAAUACAAAACAUGCAUUCUUUCUUACUUACUUACUUACUGUGAGCGGGGUCGCCUCUCCGCAGAUCUGACCUGUAAUCGGGUCCGGUCGGAUACGUUUAUUGUCGGGAAUGUUACGUAGUGAAUCUUUAAAGUGGCCCGAUUCGGAGGAGCGGAAAACAAAAACGACGAAAUUUCAGCGUGUUCCAGAGAAGAAGAAUUAAGAUUUUGUUAGAUUUUUCGAUGUUUUGACGUUUAUGCAACCCCAAAAUUAUUUCUCAAAGCGCUUCUACGUGAGAAAUUUCUUCUUCGGAUCGCACCGAUUGUACUUUUAGGAGCCGUAGUCGUCGUCGUAGUUACCGUGUACAUGUACUACAACUCCGCGUACGGUAACUUUUCGCUCUGAUUUCUGCUUUUCCAAAUCGGUAACGCGUUGACAACCACAUCUUGGAGUGUACAUAGUUUUUUACUUGUUUAAAAGUUAUUACUAAAUCGUCAAAAAAACGUUAACAAGGAUUAGUCACUACAAUGGCGCCAUCUAGUGGUAGUGCGGUAUAGUUAAAAAUACAAAAAAACGAUGUAAAAAUGUUUCAAUUUUGUACACCAAUUGUAACUUGUCUUAAAUUAGCUGAUAUAUACCGGCGUUUUUGGAUUCAUAAUUAAUUAAAAUCAUGAAUAUUUAGUCCAUUUUAUGACAGAUUUACACUGAAAAACGAUUGAAAAUGAUUGAGGUCGCCACUACAGCCUUGAAAAACGAGAUUUCACAUCCCCCUCGUGCAACAAUCUCACGCACAGGCUCGUGUUAAGUUUCACACUCGUCUAACACACGAUAUUUAUUAAUGUGACAGUUGUUACCAAAUAGAUUGUAAAGUAAGAGAAGGUUCGUGGAGUUUUGGGAGGUUGCGUGAAACUGAAUGAGUGACAUUUUCAGCCUUUUGGACACUGAGACCUCGGUUCAACAUGUAGUCCACUUUUUACUUUGAAUCUUCUGACUGUAGCAUCAAGACCAAUAGGAUUUACACACACAUAUGUUAUGCUGGUUUAUGAGAAAAUAAAUAAAACUUGUGCUACAA